Messenger RNA from Electrophorus electricus (electric eel), 2829 nucleotides. RefSeq names its product gsk3b interacting protein (gene gskip). Gene Ontology annotation, cellular component: cytoplasm. Gene Ontology annotation, molecular function: protein kinase A binding; kinase regulator activity. The record is from RefSeq and is a predicted model, not a curated record. NCBI's taxonomy places the organism in Eukaryota, Metazoa, Chordata, Actinopteri, Gymnotiformes, Gymnotidae. Gene Ontology annotation, biological process: regulation of canonical Wnt signaling pathway.
ACAAAAGAAUUCUUUCCCAGUUUACGAAUGUUAUCUUCAACAGCAUAAUCGUCACGAUAAUACCAUAGUAAAGCUGUUUUAAAAGAGUUUUAAUGUGAGUCCAUAUUGGCAUAAUCACUUGAGUUCUAAAUAAAAUGAAUAACAACAACAACAACUUUAGUUUGAAGGUCGCCAUUGACUUUCUAAAACCGCUCACUUCAAAGAAAUAACUAUUUUGAGACUAAUUUUAUUAAUACUCUUAUUUAAAAAUACAGAAAAGAUCGUUCAGUUUUUGUAGUGAACUAAGGAUGUGAAGAUGUGUAAAUGAGUUUUGGGGAUUUUUAAAUAAAUAGCAUAAUCUUAUUUCCAGGGUUGGAAGGGUUACUUUAAAAUUAUUUUAAUCUAAUCCAAAUGGUCACUAUAAUGUAGUAACAUAAUCUUACAUUCAUUACGUUUAAGUUACAUUUAUUAACAUUACAUUCAGUUACUUUUGAAUUACUUUUUAACCCAUAAACUGUCAAAGUGCCAGCUAGUACGGCCAAAACCAAGCUCACACAAGCUCUUGUACUUUUUCUGUUCAGUCUUAUGCAGGGGAUGUGUAGAAGUUGUCCCCAGUCCAGUUGAAGAACCCCUGCACUCCCUGUAGACAGAGAAACUAUAGGCCCAGUGUUUGGCAGCAGACAGCGCGAGCAAACCGAACCUGUAGCAUUACUGUUGAGCGCUUUUACUAUAUCUUUUACAAUGCCAAAAGAAUACAACUUUAUUAGAAAGUUCCUAAAGAAGUAUGGGGUGGAAAGGGAAGAAAUUGGGUUUUAACGAACGCAAAACUGCUUGUUGCCUGUGCACAGGACCGGGAGUUGGUGAGCCCAGUACUCAUUCGGCCCUCCAUAGUAAAGACAAGGAUCUGGCGUGGAUGGCGGCACAUGACAUCCUCCCGGUGAUGGAAGUGGACUGUCAGCCGGAGGAUCUAUCGAGGUCCUCGUAUGAGGAACGCUGCUCUGAGCUUGGAGGAGUCAAAGACAUGAGGUUGGAGGCUGAGGCUCUGGUCAGCGAUGUGCUUUUUGCUGUAACAGACAUGUACGUGUCUCAAAGCCUCACCAAUGCUCUGGAUGUGGCUUAUAUAAACGUGGAAACAAGAGAAGGGAACCGCUACUGCUUGGAGCUCACUGAAGCGGGGCUUCGGGUGGUUGGCUACGCUUUUGACCAGGUCAAUGAUGGUUUGACCGCUCAGUACCAUGAAACUGUGUAUUCACUCCUGGACUCCCUCAGCCCCGGUUACAGAGAAGCAUUUGGGAAUGCACUUCUACAGCGCCUUGAGACUCUCAAGCAAAACGGUCAUUGAAGAUUUCAGCCACCCUAAACCAGGGGUUUGGUUGUUUCAAAACAUCUUUGCUUGCUAAUGGUUAUGUUGCAGUUCUGUGCAACAGUCAGUUUCAACACGAAAGUAGACCUUACUGUCUGAUUUUAGUUACGCUCUUGAUGUUAACAAGACUCCUUGGUCAAAUGCUAGUUACAUAUACACUUACUUGGCAAUGUUUUUAUUGUUUUACAGAAACUGCAACAAGAGAGUGUUGUACGAAGUCUAGGGUCUAGAUUAAAAGUCAAAAUAACAUCCUCCAUCCUCCAGAUCAGCCCAAAAAUACCAUUGCACAUGCAAAUGACCACUUUAAGGGGAAUCAGUAGUUUCUGAUCUAUUCAGAAACAGGCAUAAACUGCUAUUUUACAGAUAAAUGUUUUUGAAUGAAAUGGACCUGAGAAGCUACUUCUCUUUGGUGGCAGAUUGGUUCUUUAGAUGCCUUACUGGUGACACUGGUUUCCAGACUUCUAUGUUUAACCUGUCUGUAACAUGGGCUUGCUGUGAAAUCUCAUUGGAAUUGAUGUUUAGUCUGAAAAUGUGGCCCAUUCUCUCUGUUUCUGAUUUGCAAUACUACUUCUUGUCAUAAAAAUGUUCUCUGAAUUGCAUUACCCUAUCUCAGUUUUAUCGGAGAGCCUAUGGUUUUUACUUUACCCUAAGCAAUUUAAAAACAAUUAAAGUUUCCUAAAAAUAAUACAUAUAUAGUAUUUUGGCUCAAAAACAGAAGCUUAAGUUAACUAUAAAAAUACUGAGAAAAUAGUUUGAAUUUACUGGGAUAAAUAGGAGCAUACAGUUUCAGAGCAACAGUUGUAAAAUGCUUUCUAAUUUGUUUUAAUUCAAAGAUUGUUAUAUUUUUACUUGGACUGUUUUUAAAUUAGACAUAUCAGUUUUCAUUUUGUUAAUGAAGCUUCAUGGUGUUUGUUUGUUCUUUUAGGGGCAUAGGAUUUAAAGCAGCACAGAGACCUGUGUCUUGGAUAACAACCAUGUGCAUGUGUAGCCAUGUUGCACAAACUCACACUGAAGUAAAUGCAGUAGCCAUUAUCUGUUAGGUAUGAAAGGGACUACUGAAAAUGUACAACUUUACAUUCCAUACAUUUUUGUUCAUAAUUUGGAUUUUGGAUAAAGAAGUGAGAAUGCAAGCUUUGAUAUAAAUGCAUAAACAUGAAAGGGUUUUCCUCAUGUUUGAAUAAGCCUGUUGAAAUUCAACCUACCUUUGUAAUAAUUUCAUAUUUCAUAUGGGAUUUUGGUCUAAAGCAGGUGAUGACGUGGAAGAAGGCCAGUCAGCAGGAUUGCAGAUAUCUGUGCAAAUUCUUGUGAAACCCAACAAAAUCUAUCUUGAACAUCCCUCUAAUUAUUUUAGGGAGUUUGUUCAGAAAUCCUAGAAAAUAAAAAUGCUAAUGUGUGUAGAAGAGAUGACUGGACUAACAGAAGUCAUGCUGCCUUUUGAACGGUUGCUUACCUAUGUUUCCAUUUAAUAAAAGCACACAAAGGAUUUA